This is a messenger RNA of Rubroshorea leprosula, 4404 nucleotides long. The record is from the annotation of a GenBank genome assembly. Lineage: Eukaryota; Viridiplantae; Streptophyta; Magnoliopsida; Malvales; Dipterocarpaceae.
ACUACGAAAAAUAAGAAAGAAACAACGCAAGCAAGGGUACUAUUUGUGGCAUUUUGCUGACAAAAUUUUUGCAUAGGUGUUUGGUCCAGCAUGUCUCAGAAGAAACAGGCCAAAAUCAAGAUUCAUUAUCAACAACUUGCUGACCUGGAAGAAGAGAAGGAGCGUGUGGAGCGCUAUGUCAACAAUCCUUAUGGAAGCAGUGACAGCCAGAAAAUGAAGGACCUUAACGACUGGUUGAGAAAAGCAAAGAAUUUCAUUAAUGGUUCGGCAAAAAAAUUAAUAGGUCCUGAUGUUGGAGAACGACAUGUGAAGCACGAGUAUUCCUUUAAGCUGUGUCGUAAUUUCAACUCUCCUUGGAAUUGGGAGGAUAUUGGUGUACUUGUGCAAGAAGCUCGUAGAUUACUUGAGGACAUCUCACGAGGAGAUCAGAAUGGGGCAGUUAAUCGUUUCGAGUACUCUGAGUGGACAAAGAAUGUUUUGGACGGGAUUUUGGAGGCAGUUCAAUGUCGUAGCAUCAACACCAUAAGUGUGUACGGGGAGUCUGGUACGGGGAAGACCAUGCUCGUCAGAGAAGUGAAGAAAAUAGCGGAGGAACAAAAGUUAUUUGAUGCGGUUGUUAUGGCAUCUGUGAAGCAGAACCCCAGAAUCCAAGAUGAAAUUGCACGUGACUUGGGUGUUUCUAAUGAACUUACAUAUCAGGAAGCUUCCAAUCGAAGAAAGGAAAGAAAGCUAACAGAAAAGAGGGUCCUCUUGAUUUUGGACGAUGUUUGGGAGCCAGAAAUAUGUUGGAAGUUGUGUGAAAAACUUCCAUUGGAAGAUGAGAAUGAGAACAGGUUAUUAUCUUACAAAAUUUUGCUGACUACUACUAGAGAUAGCCGUGUUCUUUUUGAUUUAUCUGAAAUACAGUUUGAGAUUAAACCAUUAGAAGAAAAAGAAGCAUGGAUGCUGUUUGAGAAGAUAGCUACUUACCGAACUGAAAGUCGUCGUUUGCCAUUUUAUGCAAGAGAGAUUUGCAAGAAGUGUUAUGGUUUGCCCAUUGCUAUUGCAACGCUUGCAAUGGCCUUAAAAGGUGGCAGACUGAAGCGGAAGACUAUUCUACAAGAGCUACAAAGCCAACGAAGCCUUCAUUCACCUUUCUAUAAAAGUUAUGAUUGUUUGAAAAGCUUUGAACUCCAACAAACUUUCUUGCUUUGCAGUCUAAUGGGUCAUAAUGCAGCUAUUCCAGACUUAUUGAAAUAUACCAUAGGCUUGGAUUUAUUCCCAGGAGUCAAAUCUGUGGAGGAAGCACGAGCUGCAUUACUGAAUUUAAUGACUAAACUCAGAUAUUUUUCUUUGUUACUGGAUAGUGGCGGUAAUAUGCAUUUUGAUAUGCAUGAUCUUCUCAUGAUAUUUGCCAAAUCAAUUGCCUUUGGGGAAGUUGGACUGAACAACUGGGAGGAAAUGAAAAGCAUCAAAUGGGUUCAUUUAUCAAAUACUAGUGAGCUUCCAACAGAUCAGUUGAACUGUCCGCAGCUCACUUUCUUUCAUUUGUCAAAAGAGGAUCCUUCUAAACCAAUUCCACCAAACUUGUUUACAGGAAUUGGAGGGCUCAGAGUCCUGGGUUUGACUAAAACUUGGUCAAUGCCCCAGUCAAUUUCCCUUCUAAAUGACCUUCAUACCUUGCGUCUGGAUCAAAGUGUGUUAAGAGAUGCAAAAAUGGGUGCAAUUAUAAGCAAACUGACGAAUUUGCAAGUCCUUAGCCUUGUGGGAUGUGACCUCGAAGAGCUGCCAAAGCAAAUAAGGGAACUAACUAAGCUGAAGGUGUUAGAUUUGAGUGAUUGUACCAAACUCAAAGUAAUUCCACCAGUUGUCUUGUCAAGGCUGCAGGGAUUAGAAGAACUAUACAUGAGAAACAGUUUCAAUCAAUGGGCAGAGGGUGUUAAGGAGCGAGAAAAAGAAAUUGCUAGCCUUUCUGAGUUGAAGCAAUUAACGAAGCGAACUACUAUAGAGGUACAAAUUAAUAUUUGCAAUAUCCAGAAGAUCAAAGGAGACUUGUUCCCUGAAAAUUUGGCAAGAUACAAGAUUUGUGAAGGAGAUAUGUGGCACUCCUGGGAUGGUUAUUGUGGAAGUUCAAAAAUAUUGAAGCUAAAGCUAGAUGCAAAAAUUAGUUCUGAGCAUGCAGUUAAGAAGUUGCUAAAGAAGACAGAGGAACUACAUCUACAGGGGUUGAGUGGUGGCAACAAUGUCGUGAAUGAGUUAGAUGAGGAAGGUUUUCAAGAAUUGAAGUAUCUCUUUAUCCAAGAUGCUCAGAAUGUUCAACAUAUCAUUGACUCAAUGAAACCUGCAUUUCCCAUAUUGGAAGUGUUAGUUCUACAUAAUUUGGGAAAAAUGGAGAAGAUAUGUCAUGGUUUGGUUAAAGAAUCAUCUUUUAGCAAAUUAAGAAUUAUAACGGUUGAAUCAUGUAAUCAACUAAAGAAUUUGUUCUCCUCCUCUAUAGCCAAACGAAAUUUUCUCCAACUCCAAGAAAUUAGAGUGACAAAGUGCAGCAACUUGGAAGAGAUUGUUGAUGACAAUGAGCAAGGGGGCGAAAAAGAUAUCUUGAAGGAACUGUGCUCCUUGAGAUUAGAAGAUCUACCAAAGUUGAUUGCCUUCUGCAAGAGAAUGACACUUUUCCAAGGACAGGUUGCAUCUUUCAGUGCUGGUAAACUGAUGAAAUUGAUCAUUAAGGGAUGUGAUAAUUUGAAAUGCAUUUUCUCAUCUUCUAUGGUUCGAGGUCUAAAUAUGCUGAAACAUCUGGAAAUAAGGAAAUGCAGCAGGAUGAAAGAGGUCAUUUUUAUAGAUAAUAAUGUAGAAGAAAAGAUGAUUUUCCCUCAGUUGAACAUUCUGCAGAUGGAAGACCUUGAAGACCUUGUCAAUUUCUACUUAGGAAAUUGUAUUGAAUUCAAAUCAUUGAAGAAACUGCAAGUGCUGAACUGCCCAAAAUUGGAGGGAUUCAUUGCAAACACACAAACACUCUUCAAUGAACAGGUCGAGUUUCCCAAGUUGGACUUUUUGAGGCUGUCUUCAAUUAACAUUAAGCAAAUCUGGCACAUUUCGAGUAAGCAAAUCAUGUCUUUUGAAAACUUAAAGAACUUGUCUGUGGAGGGUUGUGGUAAUUUGGAGUAUCUAUUGACCUCCUCUAUGGUCAAGAGUUUUAAACAACUCAUGGUGCUCAAGAUUUCUGACUGCAAGAUGAUGGAAGAGGUAAUAAAGGUAGAAGAAAGGAUGUGCGAGAUUUCCUUUCCUGAACUGGACACUCUAGAACUUGAAGAACUUCCCAAACUCACAAGAUUCUAUCUUGGAAACUCCAACGCUACAAUAAGUGAGUGCCUUCCCGCUGCCAGUAUUGAAAAUGUAGAAAAUACUUUUACGCCAUCUCUCUUCCAUGAAAAGGUUGAAUUUCCUAAGUUGAAGUUGUUGAGACUGUCUUCACUUAACAUUCAACAAAUCUGGGAUCUUUCGAUUCCAAAAGUCCGCUCUUUAGAGAAUUCAAAAAUCUCUCCUUCUGUACAGAAUUUAAAAAAGUUGUUUGUGGAGGGUUGUGGCAAAGUGAAAUAUCUAUUAACUUCCUCUAUGGUUAUGAGUUUCAACCAACUCAGAUGGCUCAAGAUUUGUAAUUGUGAAAUGAUGGAAGCGGUAAUAGAUUCAGAAGAAUCCAAGGAAGAAACAAUUUCCUUCCCUGAACUGCACACCCUAGAACUCGUAAACCUUCCUAAACUCACAAGAUUCUAUCAUACAGAAAAUACCAACACACCAUUUCUAUUUGAUGAAAAGGUUGGGUUUCCCAAGUUGAAGUUUUUAAGCUUGUCUUCAAUUGACAUUCAACAAAUCUGGCAAAUUUCAAUUCCAAAAAUCUCUUUGGAAAAGCUUUAUGUGAAGGACUGUGGCAAUUUGAAAUAUCUAUUGUUGUCUUCUAUGGUUAAUAGUUUUGAGCAACUUGUAGUGCUCAAGAUUUGUGACUGCAAGACGAUGGAACAGGUAAUCGUCUCAAAUGAAUUAGUGGAAGAAGAAAUGAUCUGUGAGAGUUUCUUCUCUAAACUGGACACCCUAGAACUUGAAGGCCUUCCCAAACUUGCAAGAUUGUGUCAUGGAAAUUACUCUAAAUUUAAAUUCUCCAAGCUUAUAUGGUUCACCAUAAGCAAGUGUGCUGGGUUGAAGACGCUUAUAGGAGACAAUGCAGUCGGUCCUGAAAUUGUGGAAAAUACUUAUACACCAUCUCUGUUUGAUGAAAAGGUGGAAUUCCCUAGAUUAGAGCGGGUGAUAAUAGAAUCAAACUUUUGGUUAGUUGACUCUUGAUAUCCUUGUUUUCUUCAACCACCUGUGUAAGAAUAGAAUCAAACUUUUGGUUAGUCUUAGUCUGUGCCUCCAUAAAUGCCUUAAGUGUUU